UCCUGUUGUGUUGGGUGAGUGCAUGGCCUCGACGUCGAUCUCGUCUAAGAUUUUACUGUAGAAAAGCCGCCGCUAUUUAUUACUAAUAUUGCGGCGUUAAAUUUCGUGAUGGUGUUCUCUUACAGGCCAUGGAUUUGAUGAAAACGAAUUGUGUGCACGUGGGAGGAAUAUGAGUUCCUAGACUUGUCUGAUGUGAAGGGAGCAGACCUGAGCAGUCUGCAGUGUGCACUAUUUGAAAAUAAAUUGGACUCCGCUGCGGCCCAUACCGUUGGUCGCACGAAACCUGCAAUAGUUAGCCCUUGAAAUGAAUAUUCCAGGUGGAUCCUCUGGUGCGAGCAAAGUGGGAAUUCCGACCGUGUCGAACAGCGUGGAUAGUCUGUCGGGCGGCGAGGGCGAGAUGGCGCCUCACUCGCCGGCGCGGAGUGGUGCCGGGCCGGCCCCUCACCCGCCGCCCUACGCUCAACCUCCACCCACUUAUCCACCACCGCACGCGCAAUGGCCUGUAGCACCACCCAACGUGUACGUGAGCCAGGUCACCGCGAAUGUCAACGUACACGGUUAUAUGGGCCAGUACUAUCAACCGCCCACGCCACAGUAUGUCCCAUCAACGCAGGAACGUGCUCCUCGUACCAAUCGACGGGACCGACGCGGCAAGCGGCAGCCAUCACCCCCCUCUCAUCAACCCCAACCAUACUAUUUACAGUACCCGCAAUAUUAUCCGGCUGCACAAGCGCAGGGCGCUCCCCUUUACCACUUGCCUUUUUAUCAACCUUUAGUGUAUGGACCAUACACAUACCCUCCAUAUUAUCCAGAGUACCCAAUGCCUGUAGAAGGAGAUGCCGAGAAAGGCCCAGAAGAAUAUCCACCUGAAGUAGUGAUGGAACAAGAAACAGUUGAUGCUUAUUAUGCUAGUGCUCAUUAUGCCGCUCCACCUUACGGGCCACCAGUAGAAGGAGCCGUGGAAUACGUCCCGCCGCUUUACUUACCUACUCCUCACCAUCCGCCACCGUUGCAGCCUCCUCCUCAUCACCACCAUACCCCGCAUCAGUUCAACGUCCACGCCAAGAACUUUGUACAAGGUCAGGGCAGAAAUUAUACACCAGUUGACAAAACACCAGAACGUCGUACGCCGCCAACUGCGACCGCUUCCGCGAACGUUGAUGGGCUUCCCAUUAAAGAUCUUAAAAUAGCAAACAAAGGGCCCAACAGUCCCAAGCAAAAUGAAAAAUCGAUAGAGAUCAGUCAGGUAAAACAAGUUCCUUCUAUGGUAGAUAAAGUUCCUCAAAAGAUUGAUUCAAAACAAACAAGUUCAAUCUCUGACAAAAUGGAUGCUACCAACACUAACCAGGUUCCGGCGGUGGCAAGAAGUUUCCCGCCACAAACCACAGCUGCUGCAUCAGCUGUAAAGAUACCUCCAACUACUGGGAAGUCGGCCAAGGGACCGUCGGCUCCGUUUUCAAGCGGCAAACAACCCUCUAAACCGGCGACACCUCAAACUGUUGUUCCACUCCAGCAGACUGUAUCGACUCCUAAAGCACCGUUUGCAAACAGACAAAAGCGUGAAGGAACAUCUAAUCGAUCACCAUCAAAUGAUAUGGGAGACAAUAAUGAGAGAUCUAUGGUCACAGAGCAUAUCAAAAGAGAACCACCACUACCUCCGAGUAAAGCGCCUAUGCCAAUAUCUAUUACGCUUCAUUCUGCGGGUCAACCGUUGAUUGUGACAAGUAAAGCGCCUUUCGGACAUUCCCGAAAAGCUAGCGGAGCUCCAGAGCCACCACCCGCCCCUCAACCUCCACCACCAGCACCGACGGCUUCCGAUUUCCCUCCACCACCGACACCUCGCAACCGUACCGAGCCACCACCGCCUGUGGUACAGCCCCAACCGCAACCCGCGCCUGGCAAAUCGUGGGCUAGUCUAUUCUCUUCGAAACCUAGUAUACCUGCACCGGCGCCCGUUCCAGCAGUUGCAGCUCCUGUCGUUGAAGAGUCAGUCAGCCCGAUAUCCAGUUCACCUCCUGUCGCUCCCAACUUGCAAAAACCGGUAGCCAAAGUUCCACCGUUUGAUGCCUCUCCCUUGCCGGGUGCCGCUCCCGAUAAAAAUGGUCCGGUUCCAGCCUCGAUUCCAGCGGUGUCGUAUUCUGAGAAGACGUCGGUAAAUUCUGGUAGCACUCAGUCGCCACCAAUGAUAACUCCAAAACCGACGGCAGGCCAAUCCCAUGCCGAACAGCGUGAAGUUCCGGUACAACGCGAUUCCACCCCUGCCGUGCCACCGCAACCUUCACCUUUCAGCGACGAUCCUAAUUCUUAUCGAAUGGGAGAAUUUCUGACUAAAUAUCAGCUAGAUCACCGUCCGGUCGCAAUCUUGCCUCGCGGUUUGACUAACCGAUCGAACUAUUGCUAUGUAAAUGCAAUCUUGCAAGCGUUGAUCGCGUGCCCUCCCUUCUACAACUUGCUCAAAGCCUUGCCGUAUCAAACACGUCGCGGCAAAUCCAGCACACCAGUAAUUGAUUCCAUGGUGGAACUAUGCUACGAGUUCAGUGCAAACGGCACCACGACGACAACGAACGGGCGCGGUCGUGGAAGCAACGCCAGCGCGGCGAGCACCGGACCGCUAGUGCCCGGCGCGCCGCCGCUCGAGGGUGGCGCAGGGCUGCGUGUACUGCGAGCGCUCCGACCCUUCCCUGGCUCACAGGAAGGUAGACAAGAAGAUGCAGAAGAGUUUCUUGGCUGUCUUCUGAACUCUCUCAAUGAUGAAAUGCUUGAGCUGAUGAAGUUAGUUGAGCCCGAUGAGCCCAAAGAAAACAACAGCCAGCCCAAUGGAAUUGUCACUUCUGAUCAGUCGCCUGAAGAGGAGGAUGACGAUGAUGAAUGGAAGGUAAUGGGUCCCCGAAACCGUGGGGCUGUGGAACGUCGUUGGGCGGCGCGUCGUACUCCCGUUGCCGAUAUCUUUCGCGGACGAACCAGGCUGCGGCUGCAUCGCGCUCAGCAUCAUGACGUCACUGAUGCUGUGCAACCUUUCUUCACUCUACAACUUGAUAUUGAGCGUGCAACCAGUGUUAAAGAAGCCCUAGAAUUAUUGGCAGGAAAAGAUACUCUGGAAGGUGUCAGUGAUGCAUGGCAGCAAUUGGCUCUGGAAGAACUCCCAGUAACAUUGUUGUUGCAUCUUAAGUGUUUCCAAUUUGACCAGGAUGGACAUACUGCUAAGAUUGUGAAGAACAUUGAUUUCCCUGUUGAUUUGAAAAUUGAUCCAAAAAUAAUGUCAUCAAAACCAAAGUACACAACAAAACAGCGAUUGUAUAAGCUGUUUGCAGUGGUGUACCAUGAGGGUGUUGAGGCAGUUAAGGGUCACUAUCUCACUGACACUUAUCAUGGGCAAGCUGGAUGGAUAAGAUAUGAUGAUUCAACUGUCACUCAAGUAACAGAUGCCCAAGUAUUGAAGCCGAAACCUCCGAGAAUGCCGUACCUCCUCAUGUAUAGACGCCAUGACACUCUUCUGCCUCACAGGCCGGUGAAGACUGAAUGAACCGAGUUUACAUUCGCUCAUUUCUACUUUCGAACAAUAAACAUCCACGGGCACUUCUGGUAAAACCAGCGUCCUCGGAAUGUAUCAAUCGUAAGUCAAAGUGAGCGAAUUUGUGUACUGUCUUAGUGAGCAGUUUUAUAACCAGUGCGGUGUGUAGUGGCGAUAUGUUGUGGGAACAUUUUUUAAGGAUUUUACUGGAUUUUUCAUUCUAUCCAUGUAAAUGUGCUUCGGAAACUGUGUUUAUUAGUCACCAGAAUUACGACAGGCACUGUUUUCUAAUUUGGAAUGACUAAAUGUUGUCUUGUGACUGCUUGAUUGGGUUUCGAUUUUUAUAAACUAGCAAAGAAAGACUUUGACUACUGAGCUAAUUGAAAUGCUCAAAAUUUAUCUCAAGGGAUUAUUGUACAUAUUGCAAUUUAUGAAUUGUGUGUAUUUGGUUUACUUUCAAUUUUAAUUCACUUUAAAAAAAAUUAAACAAUGCAGGGAUGUAACUUUUGGGAUAAGUUUACAUAAAUUUUACUUACGGAUUGUGCCUUGUUAAUCCAACGAACUCUGUGUUAAUGUUAAAAAAUUGACACAUGAACCGUUUCAUCUUUGAAAAUGUAUAUAGCUAUAUAUAUAGGCCAAACUAAUGAAGUUUUAAGCAGAGUGUGUACAUUUUGUGUUUUAAUUAAAUGUAUUGUGUAAAAAGGUAUCUGAAUCUUAAGCUGGUCUCUGAAAUUGUAUUAUAUGUAUGUGCUUCUUGAUAAUUUUGUCUGUAAAUAAUUAAGGUUUUUCUUUUAGUACAAAAUUUUCGUUGCUUUGAUCAAACCUAGCAAAACAACGCGUUUUUUACGAUUUUAUACUAUAGUUACAAGUUAUGAGCCUAAAAGUCGUAUUUCAUAAGUAAAUAUAUGUCCUUGACAAUAUGGAAUUAAUGGUGUUAUAAAAUAUAUAAAAAAAUGUAAAAAAAUAUAUCUAGUAUAUGGAAUUCAUGAUGCAUACUAUACGAAUAUUGAUCAUACAUAUGAAUAUUAAAAUUUGGUGUGGUGUACAUAUUUGUGAACAAAUUGUACUGUUAGUUAAUAAAAAUUGUAAAUAAAACGCAGUAUUUUAAAAGUUAGUAAAUACAUAAUUCUUGUCAUUUGAUGUGUAUUUGAUAACUUUAAAAACAAGAAAGACUAAAGACUGGCUGAAUAAUCAGAAGGGAAUGAAUAUGUAAUUAUGAAGAUUUCGUCCUAGUUUUAGAAUUUAAUAAUUUUCUUACUAGAAAGCUCUUAUAAUAACACUGAAAUUACCACGCGUUGCAUGAAAGCUAACUGGUCCCCGUCAAGUGUUUAAAUUAAGAAAAUUAAUGAUGUGAGAACGAGUGGUAUUCAUGUUAGUUGUACCAAUUUCAUUGUAAAAUAGGGUUGUGUGUGAUUAUAUUUGGUGGUAAGGUGCUCGAUGGACUGAUUGCAAGGAGUGAUAAUAGUGCCCUUCGUUGUUGUGAUAUGGGGAUGAUUUCACUAGAUUUAAAGCACAUUUAUGUAGUUGUUAAGUGUUAAAAAUAUAUUAUCUGUAUGUUGUCUAGUAAUGCGUAUGUUUUUAAUAUUAUUGGUAUUAAAUGAUCGAUUUUAUUCAAACCCACAAAAAAGCUACGAUUACUUUUCAGAAGUACUUCAAUUAAUCCAUGGUUUUGUAGUUCGUUUAAAUUUUCAUUUUAACAUUAAAAAAAUAAUAUAUUAUGAAUGUUUAUUUUUAAAAUGGUGAACGUGUAGAUGUUACAAAAUUGACACAAUCGCGUAAAAUUAAGUAAUUCACUGGAUAACAUUAGAUUUUAGUAUAUAGAUCCGAAUGGAUAUCUUGUAAAGAUAAGAGGUAGUUGCAUGAAGAAGUUGUAAGAAAUUAUAGAGUAAUUGCUGUUUACGAAUUAAGUGCGUAUCAAACCACUGAUAAUGAAGAUGUGUUAUAUCAAAAUCUCACGGAAUCCUAGUGAUUUAAUUAAACUAAAAGUACACUUUGUGAACAGGAUGUAUUCUGAUCUUGAUAGCUUAACGUGUUUUGAUAACACAUCUUUAACAGAUAAUUCAGAGCUCAGUGGUAUCUCAGAAUAAUUUUAUUUAGAUGAGCUGUUGCUCACUGCUCAUUGAAAAGUUAUUUAAGGCAAGUUUGGUCUAGAUAACACGAAUUGCAACUCUUUUCAUUAUAUUUCCUUUCCGUGGCGAGUGUGAUUUUUUUAAAUAUACGGGGACGUACUGGAACCAUUACCGAUCACGAAGACGGCUAGAGUUGAGUACCAAAACCGAAAAACAAAUGAUCAAUGUCAUGUUCUAAUUUAAAAAAAAAAAAACUUGCUAUUUUGACUUCGGAACUGUUGUCUCCACACCCUGUAUAUCGGUGUUCCCUCAUUAGUAUAUACUAUUGCGUCUGUAUGUUUGAUUUUUUUUUAAAUUGAACUUUUGGUGAAACUAAUAUGUGACCAAUGUUAUACAGGGCGUGAGGAAAUCAAACUCAAUACAAUAUUCGGAGAGCGGAAAGGCCAUUUGGUUUAAGCGACAUUUUUGCAUCUUUACAGCCAUUUAAAAUUUGGAUAAAUAGUCAUGAUAAACAAAAAUUCGCCUAUUUGAAUGGAAUAAACAUAAUUGAAGUUCAAUCAAAAACAUCGAUUGAUGCCAAUACCGAAUAAAACGCACCUUUAAUUACAAAGGUUUGAAUGUCGCUUAAACCAAAGAGCAUUUCAGCCCUCAAUAUGGUUCAACGAUUUUACUCGCCUGUCCACACGUGUUUGUUUACAGUGUAGCUUUUGUGCAUUGUGAAUUGUUACAUUGAUCUUGAUUGAUUUGAUUGAUUUUUUUUUUUUGAGUCGCCCGUCAUCCUUUUCGGGAGAGUUCCUCUUAAACCGUACGUGAAUGUUUGGCGGACAGAUUUAUUAUUAGUUUUCGUUACCUAAUCUUAGUCUACCUGAAUAAUACGUAUUAACGGUCCCACUUGUCACCGCUCAGUUUACCCUUUGUUAUGUAAAAAAAAAACUUCUGAUCUCAAUGUUAUUGUUGUUUGAAUUGUUUUUUUUUUUUUUAAAUCUUGUCAUCUAAAAAUUAUUCCACAAUACCUAAGGGCAAUAUUGUAUAAUGCCUUAUUAGAUUUUCGUAUGCGAGUACUUGUAUUGACCAAAAGAUGUGAAAUUGCUUAAUAAAUUAGCUUUUAGAUACAUACCUGUCACGCAUAGUUGAAGUAACAAAUGAAUACAUAACUUAAACCUAAAAAUCGAUAAAUACCGAUCAAAGGCAAAAUACACGUCUGUUCAUUUGUAACUAUUUAUGAAAAAAAAAUGUAGUUUUUAAUUAGUUUAUAGUUGAAAGAAAAAAAAUAUUAACUAACUAUCCUUUUUAUAUUUGUAACCUGAUUGUUGUCAGUAUGUGUCGUCGUUAAGUAUGUAGAAUAAUCGAAAUACAGCUAAAUAUAACCUUACAACUAAUGGUAUAUUAAUAUUAUUAAAUACAUUAUUUACAUUCGUCCCAAAAACGUUUCUAUGUAGAUAGUCGAGUUUUAUACUUAGUAUAUGGAUAGUCUGGAAAGAUUUUAUUAAAUACAUAAUUGUACUUUUAAAGUGUGUAGUUUUUGCAGUUAACGAUAAACUUAUGGUUGAAUUUUACCUUUGGAAAUCUUGGGGUUUGGGAAAAAACAAACGGCUGCCGCACACUCGCAGACGCGGCGACGACCUGCUCGUGUGCGUAUUCAAGAAAUAAAAAUUUGUAGUUGGCAACACUGCACCAAAUUUGGAAAAUUGACAAUAAGAUUUGUUAUUUUGUCAUAUUUACUUUAAAGAAAAAAUAGCAACGCUACGAAAAUUUAUAAGUUUUGCAAAUCUAGCUAACCCCAAAGGUACUCCUUAUAGAUGUAGUGAGAAAUUAUUUUCCUUUGGGAAAACUCGGAUCUUUAUCGGAAUACCCAAACUGUUAAUGAAUGAUCAUAUUAUCUAUCUAUCUCUUAGGUUUAUGGCGUUUCCUUUUAGAUUUCGCCAAAUGAUCAUAUUAAAUGAGUGACAUUUUCAUAUCAAUUUUCAAAGUGUCAAAAUGAAUAAUGUCAUUGUACUGAAACUAUUUGAGAGAGCACGAUAAAACAUUCUUAGCUACUCACAUAAUUCUUAGUGACUAUCUGUGACCUUGCUCGUUCACGAAGCCCGCUAUAGAAAGCAGAGUAUUAUAUUAUACACUUGACAUUGGCGAAAUCUAAAGGGAAACGCCAUAAACCUAAGAGAUAGAUAGAGAGCACGAUAAAUACGAACUUUUGCGAAAAAUUACGAAGGAAAAUCUUUUCUCACUAUAUCUAUACUCAAUUAUAUUCAUUGUACGUUAUAGUACUUGUACUUAGCAUUAUUCGCAUUCAGCAAUCCACAAAUAAAGAUUACAUGUAACUUUUUUUGUGUCUUUGUCCAAUUCGUUCAAACCGUAUGUCAUGGUCACUGUUUCUCAAUCUGAGGAUAGCGUACGUGACGGGUCUCUGUAAAUUUGCUAGGAAUUGGAAACUGCAAGUCAGGAGAUAUCUCGCGAAGAAUAAUAAGACGACCUCGAAUAAGAUAAGAAAUAUUCAACUGUUUUUUGGUGAAAACAACUAAUAAAUAAUUUUACGUACAUAAUACGCCUCGCAGUAAGUUCGCCUUAUUUAUUUGACUAUAGUUAACCGCAACUCAAAAGGUUGAGAAACGUUGGCCCAGGGACGUAAGACUGAGCGCAGAGUUCCCGAAUGACUCAUUUUAAUCGAAACUAUUUAAUUGAGAAAUUAGUUCAUUAAUAUUGAGAAUUUAUUUAAUCGUAAAAAGUCACUGGGAUCGAUAAGUGUUUCAUAGUAAUGGCCGUGAAUAUUGUUUGCGAAUGGCAUUGAAAAUGUACAGUCGGCUGUGAUUCCUAAAUUAUACGAACUAGUAAAUUGAGUGACGAUUUCUUAUGAUUUAUUCAUUUCGAUUUGUUUAUACAUACAUAAUAUAGGGUUAAAUUGUUACAUAAUAUAUAUUUUAAUUAUAGAUAGUAGUUUAAAUGUUCCUGAUACUUUUAUAUUAGUGAUCAAAGAUGUCGUGUGAAAAUCAACUAGUUUUAUUUAGCAGCUUGUGUUUUUUUAGUGUUUUAAGUGCCAAUCGAUGUGUGUUGAAGCACUGAAAAUGGCAUUAAUACGCGAUCUUUAAAAGAAGUUUAGUUAUUGCUAAUAAUAUGUUCUAAUAGAUUGGAAAUUCCCAAUCUGUUUUGAACCCUAUAGUCUAUAUUAAUUUCAGAUUAAACACACGGGAUAUGUGUUUAUUUAUUUAAGAAAAUUCGUAAUUGGGCAAACAGAAUAGAUGCAAAAGAAAUAUUUGCGGUUUUAAUGGCAAAUUUACAAAAACUUGAAAUAUUUCUAUCAUUUUUGAAAAAAUAUUUUAAACAAAUUGUGCUAUGGGUGUCUCCACCGAGUCCUACUGAAACUGCCACAUGAAAGACCAACUAGUAGGCAAUAUCUCCACCGCGUUAUCCCGGAAAAUCUAACAAAGAUAACAUCUGAAAAACGUCGCGUAUAAUUGAUUAAAUAAUUAAAUUAACAAUCUAAAGAAUAGCCUAGAAAUAUACGUGAGCUUAAUUUUAAAUAAUAUAUAAACGGUAAUAUAAUAAGCAGUAGAGUAAACUUAAAAUAUUCGCUCUCUGUUAUUUUAUUAUCUUAAUAAUAUUCAUGAAUGAGUACACCGCAAUAUAAUAAAUAUCCCAAUCCUAAUUUUUCUCCAUAAUCUUAAUACUGUCGCGCCUUUCGCCCGAUCUUUGUGUUAUUUUCUUAUUUUAUUUAGUCCUUUGGUAUUUGUAAAUUUUAAUGUAAGAUAAUGCCAAUUGAAAGCCAAUACGUAAAGUUAUUGAUUCAGUUCGCACAUCGGUAAUGAUAAUGUUGAGUAUAAUUAUCAGAAUUGCAUUUAAUUGUAAAAUUAAAUGGCCGACGUGUGCUUGCUAAAACUGAAACGAAAAAUAAAGCUUGGGCUUAGUGAGUAACGUUUUGUGGACGUGGUACAACAGGUUAGAGAACAGCUUUUGAAAUCGCAAUGAAAGUGAAUAAUCUCGCGGAAAUUGUAUUAAUUACGCUUUAUGGCCUAAAAUACUCUUGGAACGAAGAACUUUAGUAAUUAGACCGUAUCUCCGAAAGUAUUGGACAUUCCAUGGCUCACUCGCUCGCACUAUACUUGAGACCUUAGAACUUAUAUCUCAAAGUGGGUGGCGCAUUUACGUUGUAAAUGUCUAUGCCAUAGACUCUAUGGGCUCCAGUAACCACUUAACACCAGGUGGGCUGUGAGCCGUCCACCCAUCUAGCAAUAAAAAAAAUCUCGCAAGAUUAUCGUACUAUCAGAGUCUGAUCUAUCGUUGACUUGAUACAUCGCGAUUGUUUUCUCAUCGUUAUUAUUUUGGUACUGAACAACGUUAACUCACUAAAUUGUGAUUUAAAUCGUUACAAAAUUAAUGAUGUAUUUUUCAAUCCGUUUCUAUCAAUGCUAAUUUAUUUAUAGCGGAGUUAAGUUUUUUUUGCGAAUCCCUAAACUCUUAGGACGAAUCUAAGAAGAUUCACCUAUUAACUCAAAUGUAACAAACACCUCACUAAAAUAGUUAUAAAACUUAUAACUAACUUAAAUAACCGAUUUCUUUUAACAACUAUUAAAGCGGUCUGUGCGUGUAAUUUUAAAUAAUUGAAUAGCUACCCAAUAAUGUUUUCAUUUCAUGACAUUGAGUAAAUAGUGAAAAAAAUAUCUAAAAUAAUAUUUAUUGCUUUAUUGCUACUGUGUCAGGGCAUCUCACAGAGACUGGCACAUCGGUUAACGGUGUUCAGACUUUCUGUAUAAAAAUAAUAAUUUUAAUAAUAUAUUUUCUAAACUCUUCUGUUAAUUCAGAUUCUAGUCCUCUCAACUUUGCCCAAGCGUAUACACAAACUAAAUGUUUUAUCAAGGCAAAAGUAUAAAAACCAAACUCUAGUCUCCCCUCGGCUUAUGUGUGCAAUGAAUGGAACUCUUAAUCAUAAGCAAAUAACAUAAUCGAAACAAAUAUUACAAUGAACAAAAACCAGAUUUUCAUAUAGAACUCAUCGAAUUUUAAUAAAAACAAUGAAUCAUUUGGCGGUCUAUCUACUUAGAAUCUAAUACUUUUAAAACGAUUGUGGUAUGUUUAUAAUUAUUUUUUUAUACGAGAGGUUUCAUUAUAAGUUAUGUUUAAUUUUAGUUGUAAGUUCCAAGGCUGUAUUAAUUAAACGGGAGUGUUUUUUUUUUUAAAGCCCGCUCUGCCCUGAUUUAUUUUGUAUGUUGAGCUUUGUAAACUAUUUUAAUCAAAAUGUUGUGUAUAAAUAAUAUUAAAAAAAAAACGCUCCUACUGGUCUUAACGGAUAAUUAUUUAAAGAAAAAGACAAAACUUAAGAAAGGCACAUUGAAAAUUAAUUUUCAAUUUUCGAUUAUCCAUUAAGAUCAUCGUAUAAGUUGUUAUGUGGAUAUUGUGUGUAUGACUAAUAAUUAUAACAAUACAUUAUUUUGGUAUAUUAUUGGUGUUAUGAAAAAUUCUGUGAAUAAAAUAUUGUGUCAUUCUGA
Messenger RNA from Bombyx mori (domestic silkworm), 11057 nucleotides. RefSeq names its product ubiquitin carboxyl-terminal hydrolase 10 (gene Usp10). Gene Ontology annotation, molecular function: cysteine-type deubiquitinase activity. The coding region runs from base 305 to 3523 and encodes 1072 amino acids. Gene Ontology annotation, biological process: protein deubiquitination; DNA damage response, signal transduction by p53 class mediator; regulation of autophagy. The transcript has 11 exons. Gene Ontology annotation, cellular component: nucleus; cytosol. The record is from RefSeq and is a predicted model, not a curated record. Lineage: Eukaryota; Metazoa; Arthropoda; Insecta; Lepidoptera; Bombycidae.